Messenger RNA from Sphaerodactylus townsendi, 861 nucleotides. Its product is annotated as tumor protein D54-like. Lineage: Eukaryota; Metazoa; Chordata; Lepidosauria; Squamata; Sphaerodactylidae. Gene Ontology annotation, cellular component: cytoplasm. The transcript has 3 exons. The record is from RefSeq and is a predicted model, not a curated record.
AUGGACGGUGACCGGACACUCAGGGAGGUGUCCGGACACACAGGGGUGGGGCCGUUCGUCCGCCCGCCCGCCAGCCCGUCCGCCUGCCGGCCGUCUGUCAGCCCGUCCGCCCGCCUGCCCAUCCGUCUGCACGUCCGUCCGCCCGCCUGCCCAUCCGUCCACCCGCCCGCCCAUCUGUCCGCCAGCCAGCCAGCCAGCCCGCCCGCCCGGCCGCCCGUCCGCCAGCCCGCCCGCCCACGAUGGCGACAGACGGGAGGCGUCAGUGGGGAAACAGGAGGGCACAGCCCAGAUAUCAACCUUAACUCUCCCAACAAAGGUCUCCUGUCAGAUACGGUGACGGACGUCCCUGUGGAUAACACUGGUGCUUCCGCAGCUCCUCCAAGGCCUCCUUCCUACAAUGGCCUCACUGAAACCGAAGAAGAGGAAUUAAGAGCAGACUUGGUCAAGGUGGAAGAAGAAAUUGGCACCCUACGCCAGGUCCUGGCUGCUAAAGAAAGACACUGCGGAGAGCUGAAGAGAAAGCUGGGCUUGACCCCCUUGGACGGGUUGAAGCAAAACGUCUCGAAGAGCUGGUAAGACAUCCAAGGCUCUAACGCAAACGUUUCGGCCAGCAGCACACUGGAGGACUGGAAUGAGAAAUUAACCCAAUCAGAAGCUUGCAAGAAGACGCAGGAAACGCUGUCGCAGGCGGGCCAGAAGACCUCCGCUGCCCUUUCCAACAUGGAUAGAGUUGCUAUACCAUCUUCUGUGGUGGGAGGUGUCCUGCCAGCAGCCCUUGUUGCCCACUGGAAAACACACCUGGGUCAUGGGCACCAUGAUGUCAUUUCUGGAGAAUCUCUAGGCAUUGCCAAAAGCUCUUGA